AUGGGAACGAGCUCGUCUAAGAUUCUGGAUCCUGAGGAAGUAGCUGAUAUCUCCACGGAAACCGGAUUUACCCCAAAACAAAUCCAUCGUCUUUAUAAUCGUUACUCCGCCCUUGACCGAUCCCAUGCUGGUUACUUACAACGUCAAGACUUUCUCCUUAUACCGGAAUUAGCUAUCAAUCCCCUGGGUGAUCGUAUUAUCAAUGAAUUCUUUAAAGGGGGGGAAGAAUUGAAUUUUCGAGAUUUCUUGAAGAAGGUUGCUCGUUUCCGGAAGCCAAGUUCAAACGGUGUUACUGAAUACAAUAAUCGAGAAGCUAAGCUCCAAUUCUUAUUUGGCAUGUACGAUCUUGAUAUGGACAAUAGAAUCUCUAGAAGUGAACUUCUCAGUGUACUACAAAUGAUGGUUGGAGCUAGCGUUACCAUGGACCAGAUUAACCGAAUUGGUGAGCGAACGAUGGCUGAGGCCGAUGUAAAUGGUGAUGGCUAUAUUACUUAUGAAGAAUUCAAAACUGUAAGUGUCCUUUUAUUUACCGAAAUUUCAAGCGUAUAA
Rodentolepis nana is the source of this 549-nucleotide messenger RNA. The record is from the annotation of a GenBank genome assembly. NCBI's taxonomy places the organism in Eukaryota, Metazoa, Platyhelminthes, Cestoda, Cyclophyllidea, Hymenolepididae.